Vicia villosa (hairy vetch) is the source of this 480-nucleotide messenger RNA. RefSeq lists its product as uncharacterized. The transcript has a single exon. Lineage: Eukaryota; Viridiplantae; Streptophyta; Magnoliopsida; Fabales; Fabaceae. Bases 1 to 480 code for a protein of 159 amino acids. The record is from RefSeq and is a predicted model, not a curated record.
AUGGGGGAUAAAAACAAUGCCUAUUUUCAUGCAUAUUUUAAGUCUAGGGGUAAUAACAAGAGUGUUCAAUUCUUACAGUGGGAUGAUGGCAGUAUACUUACUAACCACAAGGAUAUUGAAACUGAAUUCCUAAGUCUGUAUAGAAACCUGAUGGGCACAGCUACUCAAAGAACCACUCAUAUUGAUAUAUAUGCUAUGAAAAGAGGUAAGCAUUUGGAUAAGAAUCAAUGCAAUUUCCUGGUCAGUAAAGUCACUACAGGGGAGAUCAAGGAGGCUCUUAGUGGUAUUGGAGAUUUGAGAUCACCAUGGAUUAAUGGAUAUGGCUCAAAGGUUUUCAAAGUUUGCUGGAAUAUUGUCAACAGGGAUGUCACUGUAGCCAUUGGGGAAUUUUUCUCACAGGGUAGAAUUUUUAGAAAUUUUACUAGAACUAGUGUGCCCCUGAUCCCAAAGACAAAUGAAGCCAAACAUGCUAGAGAUUAG